Ictalurus punctatus (channel catfish) is the source of this 1786-nucleotide messenger RNA. Its product is annotated as holocytochrome c-type synthase. The coding region runs from base 181 to 1002 and encodes 273 amino acids. Gene Ontology annotation, molecular function: holocytochrome-c synthase activity. The transcript has 7 exons. Gene Ontology annotation, biological process: cytochrome c-heme linkage. The record is from RefSeq and is a predicted model, not a curated record. NCBI's taxonomy places the organism in Eukaryota, Metazoa, Chordata, Actinopteri, Siluriformes, Ictaluridae. Gene Ontology annotation, cellular component: mitochondrion.
GAACCCAAAGAAGAAGCCGGUUCACGUUGUAUGUUGGGUAUCGCACCGGGUUUGACUUUGAAAAGAGCUUGGGAAUGUUUUUUAUCGGAAUUUAACAAUUAAAACGCAUUAUAAUACAAAGCUGACACGAGUUACAGAGUUACAAUCAGCGUUCACAUUGUCCAUCUCCUAACAGACGUGAUGUCCAGUCCCUUCGGCACAGUCGCAGCGGAGGCUGUUAUUAUGUCUGACGAAAGCCGAGCUCCGCCUCCGGGCUGUCCCAUGCACCAGGACGCCAAAAGAGCCGCUCCUCCGGCCGAUUGCCCCAUGCACCAUGCAUCCACUACAGAACAACCCAAGAGUGUACCAGAUGGGCCAGCACAUCAGGACCGAGCCUACGAGUUUGUGCAAUGUCCUGUGACAGGAGCUAGAGGAAGCAAACAUACAUCGUCUGACAUCAACCCUGCCAACAUGAUGCCUCCACCCAACCAGCAGCCUUCUCCCGGCCAGCCCUUUUCUCUGUCUGUGCUGCGAGAAGAGUCACACAUCCCUCGUUCAGGAUCGGACCAGAACUGGGUUUAUCCCUCCGAGCAGAUGUUCUGGAACGCCAUGCUGAGGAAAGGGUGGCUCUGGAAGAAGCAAGACAUCUCUCAAAAAGACAUGACGAACAUCAUUUCGAUUCACAACCAGAACAACGAGCAGGCGUGGAAGGAGAUCCUGAGAUGGGAAGCUCUCCAUUCUAAGGAGUGUCCAUGUGGACCUGCUCUUAAAAGGUUUGGAGGCAAAGCGAAAGACUUUACUCCGAGAGCCCGCUUUCGGUACUGGAUGGGGCACGAGUUGCCAUUUGACAGACACGACUGGAUUGUGGACCGGUGUGGGAAAGAGGUGCGCUAUGUGAUCGACUACUACGAUGGAGGUCAGAAGUCGAGUCACACCAUCUUAGAUGUCCGUCCAGCGUUUGAUUCUUUAGGAGCCGUUUGGGAUCGCAUGAAGGUGGCGUGGUGGAGAUGGACCUCGCCAUGAACCUGUGCUGCUCUACGGGAAUAUAGGAGACUUAUAUUCAUACAUAUUUAUUGGUGAUUAUUUGGGCUUGUUUAGCUUACUCUAACAGGAAGUGCUGUGUUUAAUGAAGAUACUGUACUGUUGCAUUGCACACACACCCAAAUGUCCUGUACUAAUGAUGAUUAUUAGUAUGGGCUGUAAAUAUUAGACAUGCAAACAAGUAUUAGUGAAAUCUGGUCAAAUGUCAAUUUAUAUCACAGUUUAAUAAGCUGUCUGUAAGAAUUAUAGUGUAGUAGAAUGCUAACACAGGGCUAAAGCUGUUGAGAGUGAAUUAUACAGUAUCAUAUCACAUCACAGAUCACGUGAUUACUUUUUAUCGUUAUUCUUUUUUAAUAGGAAUGUAAUUAGUGAUUGAAGUAAUUAUAUGCACAGGAGUUCUAUAAUAAUUAAAGGUGUUUUCCUUUUUGCUUAAGCAUGAAAAGCCUAGUAUCUUCACCAUAAUUCUAAACACUUAUCCUGGGUUGGAUAAAUUUCAACUUCCAAACUGAUAUCCUGUAAUCUGUAAUAUGAUUUGUUUCCCCACUGUAUGAAGGACAAUGUAUGUUCAAUAACUAACAUCUUAAUUUUUCUGCAAAUGUUGCGCUUUUAUGUUUUUAGGAAAUUCUAAAUUCCAACCAUCAAAAUGGCACUUUGGUGAAUGUCUAUGCGCAAUUUCCACAGCUUGUACUUAUUGCUAUCUGUUUCUAAUGAAAGUAGACUUCAUUAAGGCUUAUACUCCAUAUUAAAAGAGUUCAUUUGUGUUCAA